AUGUUGGCCAAACAAAUAUUCUUAUCAAGGGCAUAAAAUAAACCACAAUAAACAAGCAAAAUCGAAUUCCCCACUCUCUUGGAUUUGGCAAUAGAGCAGGUGGCUCUUAAUUUUGAUCUAUAUUCUUAGUUGCCAGGUAUUCCAGAAAAAAUAAAACAUUAAGUAUUCCCUCUUCAUUAAGAUUAGAUUAUAUCAAAAGCACCUAAAACCUUACCUGUAACAAUCACUUACAAUAGCAUUGAAGAUGAGAAUUAUUGGAAACAAGCUUGUGAAACUAAGUGGAAAGGCACUCACAGAACUAUUAAUAUCUGCAGACAUAGUUACAGUUAUAAAAUUGCCUAUAUGGAAAAUUUCUUGGAAGAAUACAUUAAAUCAAUAAAAAGUUUAGAAUCCCAAUAAGAGAAAGACGAAUUGCAAGCAAUAUUAAAGGCAGUCAAUAAUUGGGUCUAUUCCCUCAAUAUAUCAUAAACUUAAUGCAAUAUUGACAUUGGAUUUUUAUGCCAGUACUUGCCAUGUCUCUAGAAUUUGACAGUUAUAUAUGGAGUUAAAACUACUGGAAUCGAUCAAACAAGAAAGGAAAUCUUGGGCAUGAAACUAAGUCAAGCAGCUGAAUUGGGAGAAGCAAUCUCUAAGCAUUGCAGAAAUCUUCAAUCCUUAUCUUUACCAUCUAAUUUAAUCGAUGAUGACUUAUUAAGAUUGCUCAUGACAGGAAUCAAUCUUGAUAUCUCCAUUAUAGAGUUGAAUUUAUCUCAUAAUAAGAUUGGAGAUCAAGGAGUCAUACGUAUUGCAAAGUAUUUGAUGAGAUCAGAAAUACUGCUCAAAUUGGAUUUGUCCAAUAAUGCAAUUGGGUUAGUCGGAUCUAAAAAUUUGGCAUAUGCUCUUUUGUUCAACAAAUCUCUUGAGCAUUUGAAUUUGUCAUUAAAUUCAUUCAACGAUAUCGCUGGUGCCAACUUCUUUAGCAAACUUAGUUAAAACAAAAGUAUCCAACAUUUGAAUUUGUCUGCUAAUUAAUUGGGGAGCUUAACUGCUGAAAUGCUUGAAGUAUAUUUAUCAGAUUCCUCAUGCACCUUACAAUCCUUAAAUAUUAGCAAUAAUAAUUUUAGCGAAAAUAAUGACAAUAAAGACAAAAAUAUCUAUGAAAAACUCAAGACCGGUUUAACUAAGAAUACAAGUUUGAUUCACUUUGAUAUUUCUCACUCUAAAUUUAAAAGAAAUAAUGCUGAGAAGGAAUUGCAAGAUAUUAUUGUUCAAAGUAGAUUAAAAUAGAGGAAAAUUCCAUUUGUUUCAAAGGAGGAAUUCGAAUAGUAAUAAGCUUAGAAUAAAUUAAAAAAGGAAAAGCUAGAAAAAACAAAAACAAAACAAGUAGAAGAAGUAAUCUCACCAUAAUGA
This is a messenger RNA of Paramecium tetraurelia, 1389 nucleotides long. RefSeq lists its product as uncharacterized. Lineage: Eukaryota; Ciliophora; Oligohymenophorea; Peniculida; Parameciidae. The transcript is spliced from 7 exons. Gene Ontology annotation, molecular function: protein binding. The record is from RefSeq and is a predicted model, not a curated record.